UCGGCCUGUCCUCAUCCUCUCCUCAUCCUCCUCCUCCUCUCCCUGUGCGCUCUCCCACCCAGUUCUCCAUCAGUCUUCAUGGUUCUGAUCUCACCCCACGCCAUGCAAGCCACCCGGGCGUCCACCACGGUCAGCGUGUUUGCGGACUGCAGCAUCCCGGCGGGGCUCCGGAUAGGGCCGGUGCCGGGCAUCUUCAAACUGGGGAAGUACGUGUCAGACCGCAAGGAAGUUGGACCCAAGAAGAAGAUCCGUCUGGUUCGGGGGGAGUUCGUGGAUGAGUCCGGCUGUCCCGUGCCGGACUGGAUCGGAUUCAUCCGAGCAGCCAGAAACAGUCAGGAGCAAAAUCUGGAGGCUGUGUCGGAUUUACCUGGCGGACAGAUUUUCUACCGGGUGUUGAGGGAAAUCCCGGCAGGAGAGGAGCUCACUGUCUGGUACUCCAACACUCUGGCCCAGUGGUACGACAUCCCCACCACGGCCACUCCGACGCACGACGAGAAAGGUGAGGAACGCUACAUUUGCUGGUACUGCUGGAGAAUAUUCAAAUAUCCCAACACGCUCAAGGCCCACGUUCAUUUCCACUGCGCUCUGAGCAACGGACGGGGCUUCGUGAGCAGCGAGCAGGCCAGAGGAACAGAGACCUUCAGCAGGUCCCCAAAGUCCGGAGACAUUCCCAACACCUCCGUCUCUCCGAGGAGCGGGCAGAGCAAUUCCUCCAUUUCAGACUCUGGCAGGCGGGUGGUGUCAUCCUCGCCGUUUUUGAACAAAACCGGACUGUCAAAGAAAAGCAGCUCCGAAGAGCAGGACAGGGCCCUGGACAUGAGCGUCACCUCGGCCAGAAAUCAGGGACACCUCAUCGGCCUGGGCGGCACAUCCUCGGUGCUGAGCAGCAUGGGCUUCCACCCGGGCGUGCGCUCCGCCUUCAAACCCACCAGCGUCUCCAAAGUCCCGGGCGCAGACUCCUCCAGAGAGGAGGCCAACGGGAAGCUGAGCGGCCUGGGCUUCAGCAAACUCAUUGGCAACAUGAAGCCAAUCCGCAACGUGGGCGAAGGCCUGAACGGAGGAGGAAACCACCCUCCCAAGUGCGCACCUGCAAUCCUGGACUCCGCAUCCCCGAUGGUGCCGUGCACAAAUGCAAUCCGAAGUUUCCCUUUGCUGCCUCACGUGGAGGAGACCUCAGCUUUUAAGCACGUGGAGAGCCGGAUGCACUCCGGGCUGUCCCCGUCCCGUUACCCCCAGAUGCCCCCCGGCCUGCACUUCGAGAGGUUCUCCCUGCCUCACUUUGACGGGGUCAAAACUUACGGCGGAGACUGUAACAUCCCGCUGAUGCCCUUCACCGUCUACAACGGGGAGCUUUUGUACAGCUCGCCCUACUAUCCCCUCAAAUUCCACUUCAGCAACCUCCUCAAGUACCAAGAGUCCAUGUCCUACUUUGGCGCACCGUCGCUGAGCCAAGACCUGGGCUCCAUCACAAACAUUGACCGCGAGAUCGCCAUGCACACGCAGCAGCUGUCCGAGAUCGCGGCGGAGAAGAACCGCACGCGGCUGGACUCCAUGCCGGCCGGGAGCGCCAGCAGCGCCGGGGCGGGCAAACCCAAAAAGGGGCACCUGUGUCUGUACUGCGGCAAGCUGUACUCCAGGAAAUACGGCCUGAAAAUCCACAUGAGGACUCACACGGGCUACAAGCCCCUCAAGUGCAAGGUGUGCUUCCGGCCCUUCGGGGACCCCAGCAACCUCAACAAGCACAUCCGGCUGCACGCGGAGGGAAACACGCCCUACAGGUGCGACUUCUGCGGGAAGGUGCUGGUGCGGAGGCGGGACCUGGAGCGGCACGUCAAGUCCCGGCACCCGGGGCAGACCGUCAAGAAGCUGGACGACAAACCGGGGGGCCUGUUCGAGGACGCGGAGCAGAAGAGCGACAACGACAGCGACGUGGACGUGUGCUUCACCGACGACCAGAGCGACCAGGAGUCCAGCAAAAACAAUGACUGAGGCGCUCUCUUCCUCCAAAACAGACUGCUCAGUAACUUUAACCCAUGUACACAACAAAUAUGUCUUUC
Messenger RNA from Salarias fasciatus (jewelled blenny), 2057 nucleotides. RefSeq names its product PR domain containing 13 (gene prdm13). NCBI's taxonomy places the organism in Eukaryota, Metazoa, Chordata, Actinopteri, Blenniiformes, Blenniidae. Gene Ontology annotation, biological process: regulation of gene expression. Gene Ontology annotation, cellular component: nucleus. Gene Ontology annotation, molecular function: protein binding. The record is from RefSeq and is a predicted model, not a curated record. The transcript has 5 exons. Bases 79 to 1989 code for a protein of 636 amino acids.